Drosophila hydei is the source of this 907-nucleotide messenger RNA. It is a transcript of the gene Arv1, whose product is annotated as protein ARV 2. The transcript is spliced from 4 exons. Gene Ontology annotation, cellular component: Golgi apparatus; cortical endoplasmic reticulum. The coding region runs from base 158 to 880 and encodes 240 amino acids. Gene Ontology annotation, biological process: regulation of plasma membrane sterol distribution; intracellular sterol transport; sphingolipid metabolic process. NCBI's taxonomy places the organism in Eukaryota, Metazoa, Arthropoda, Insecta, Diptera, Drosophilidae. The record is from RefSeq and is a predicted model, not a curated record.
CUACAAUUUUAUAAAAUUAAGAAAAACAUAAAUAUCGGUGCGUAACGUAUUGCCUAUCGAUGAUCUAUCUAUCUAUCUGAAUCAGCUGAUUGCACUUAUUUUUGUUUUGUUAACAUGAAUAAAUGAAUUCUGACAAAUAAAGCACGUUUGAAUUAAAAUGUCGUGUGAAAAUAGGAAAAAAUAUGUUUGUGUCAGCUGUGGAAAUCCGACACGAGAAUUGAUUAAGAAGUACAGCAAUACUGUUAAGCCUACCCACUGUGAAAAAUGCAAUCAAAUAACUGAUAAAUAUAUAGAAGUCGAAGAAUUUAUUAUCCUGAUAGAUGCUCUGCUUCUUGUUUCCGCUGCGUUUCGGCAUAUGAUUUGCAAUGGAAACUUUAAGCUGUAUUGGAAGAUAUCACUUGUUGUGCUCUUAUUGGAAUCAUUUGCUUUAUGCAGACAGAAGCGAGGAGAUGGAUCCAACUCUGCAUUACAUGAGAAGGGGUUUUAUAUGUGUACACUACAAAAUAUUGGAGAAUACCUUUUAAUAACGCUGCUGCUAUUUUUUAUUACUGCUCUUCUCAAUAUGCGACAGCUGACUAAAAUCGGAUUAGCGUCUGUUACAUUAAUUAUUCUUAAAGUAGUGGCCAUUUCUAAUUUCUCAAAGUUCUUCCUGCUACCAAUAUUGGUGUGGCGUAGUAAUACAACCGAUUUUGGACGGAACUUGCACUAUAUGUUAGUGACGGGUCAUCAUCUUUGCUCAUUAAUAAUAGCUUAUAAUGUAGUCGGUAUUAGCAACAGCCAUCUUCGUUGGCUGACUAUAAUACUGGUAAUUUCUGCUUUUGCUAUUAAGGAGUACUUUAGGUAUUUGGUAGCAUUUAAGAUGGAGUUGUAUUUAUCCUAAUAAUACUAUUUAUUAUUAUUUCAAAUU